CUACGAUGCCUACCAUCAUGCAGUCAGAUGUUUUGAGCGACUGUGGGUACUGUGCCAGCUUCCUCCCAGUGCAACAGAUCUACUAAACCAAUCGUCCUUCACUGAUAUCAAACAAACCGCCAAGCUGGGAACUCUCUCCGGAGCUUGUCUACUGGAAGUGACUCCGUCGCCCAGCUCUGCCCGCACAUUGCUCUACUCCAUUCUUCAAGAGGAGGUUGUCCAAUCCACGGAUGUUCUGGCACAUUUUGAAGUGUUCAGCUGGCUGAUAUCUCAUGGGUUGGCGGAUACUGCAGUGGCGCUCAACUCACCACACUUGGAAGCCUAUUUACGCUCGCGACUGCGCCAGUGUCCUGAUGACCCGGACCUACGAUGUUUGUUGUGGCGUCAGUUGGAGCGCCGUGGUUCUAGACUGGAAGCUGCUCAGGUACUAGAACAUUUGGCGGUGACCCCAUGUCGCAAACUGACACUGGAAGCAAGGUUGGACUUUGCAGCUCGAGCCAUUGUGACCGUGAGAGCAUUACC
Opisthorchis viverrini is the source of this 522-nucleotide messenger RNA. RefSeq lists its product as hypothetical. Gene Ontology annotation, cellular component: nuclear pore inner ring; nuclear pore. The record is from RefSeq and is a predicted model, not a curated record. The transcript has a single exon. Gene Ontology annotation, molecular function: structural constituent of nuclear pore. The annotation marks the transcript as partial. Lineage: Eukaryota; Metazoa; Platyhelminthes; Trematoda; Opisthorchiida; Opisthorchiidae. Gene Ontology annotation, biological process: transcription-dependent tethering of RNA polymerase II gene DNA at nuclear periphery; RNA export from nucleus; protein localization to nuclear inner membrane.